Messenger RNA from Hibiscus syriacus, 369 nucleotides. RefSeq lists its product as uncharacterized. The record is from RefSeq and is a predicted model, not a curated record. The coding region runs from base 1 to 369 and encodes 122 amino acids. NCBI's taxonomy places the organism in Eukaryota, Viridiplantae, Streptophyta, Magnoliopsida, Malvales, Malvaceae. The transcript is spliced from 2 exons.
AUGGUUGCAGAUGCUUUGAGCAGAAAAUCAAUGUCGGAAUUGCGAGCUUUGUUAGAGUGUUUAAGCUUGUCUAGAUAUGGUUGUUUGUUGGCUGAAUUACGAGUAGAACUAGAGCUAGUUGGUGAAGUUAAAAGGUUGCAAGGUUUCGAUAACCUCUUGAAGGCUCGCAUAGAGCAGGUCCUCCGAGAUGCAAAGUUGUCCAAUAAGAUUCUUCAUGAGGUGCAUUGCAGUUCGUUCGCAUUACAUUCAAGUAGCAACAAGAUGCAUCAGGAACUCCUGCAGUUGUAUUGGUGUCAAGGCAUGAAAAGAGAGGCAUCAGAGUUUGUCUCUAAGUGCUUAGCAUGCCAACAAGUCAAAGAAGAACAUUAG